Messenger RNA from Xiphias gladius (swordfish), 2715 nucleotides. RefSeq names its product kelch repeat and BTB domain-containing protein 13. The transcript has a single exon. Bases 116 to 1561 code for a protein of 481 amino acids. The record is from RefSeq and is a predicted model, not a curated record. Gene Ontology annotation, molecular function: protein binding. NCBI's taxonomy places the organism in Eukaryota, Metazoa, Chordata, Actinopteri, Istiophoriformes, Xiphiidae.
UUCUCACUGGGUCACGUCUCUCCAGCUCCGCUUCAGCCCUUUGUUGAAAUGCUUCAGCCUCUCGUGUCAAUUUCGUGGAGGGUAUUUUCUUGAGUUUCACAGUCAGAGAAGAGUAAUGUCAGUGCACAGCAGUGAAUCAGAGGACAACAGCAGCUUUGAACUUGAAAACAGUGGGGGUCACCUGCCAUGUUCUGCCUCUGGUCUUGACUCACCUAAAUUAACUGUCGUGGUCGGAGACACUCGCUUCUCCGAGGAGAAGAUGUUACUCGUUCAGAGCUGCGACUACUUUCGAGCUCUGUACCGCUCUGGGAUGAGGGAGUGUCGGCAACAGGAAAUCCACCUCAAGUCUCUGCGUGCUCGAGGCUUCCUCAUCGCCUUGGCGGUUUUACGCGGGGAGAUGCCCGUCCUGGAUGCCGACGAUAUCGUUGAGGCCAUUGAAUGUGCUGCUUUCCUGCAGGUGGCGCCUCUCACUAAGCACCUCAUCGACCUUGUCGACUCUGACAAUUGCUUGCUGAUGUAUCACACCGCUGCAACCUUCGGCCUCAUGGAUCUUUACCACGCUGCUGCUCUGUUCAUCCGAGACAUGUACGUCGACCUGGAGGCGGAGGUCAGGAAAACCUUACCGUCAGAGCUGAUCUCCUACGUGGAGUCUCUGACCCCGAGUGUUUUCAUGGCCGUCGGGACCCAUGUCACCUGUGGCGUGGAUGAAAAUGUAUAUGCUGCCUCCAGGACUGUCUGCUACCUGGAUGAAACUGGCAAUGAUUGGAAAGUAUUAACCGAUCUUCCACUGGAGGCCAGCACCUCCAUGGCUGGAGUGACUGUUUUAGACAACAACCUCUACGUUGUUGGAGGAGUUCAUGGAGUCCAUAAACAAGUUGUGGACUCUUGUUUCUGCUACAGUGUUGAAAACAACAGCUGGAGCAGGAUCGCCAGUCCGGCACAGCUGCGCUACAAUCUGAGCCUUGUGGGUGCAGACAGGCAUCUUUACGCCAUUGGGGGAGAAUAUGAGCGAACAGUGAUGUCAUCUGUGGAAAGAUAUGACGUAAAGACUGGCAGGUGGACGUUUGUCGCUCACUUACCUCGCCCGGCGGCGGGCGCGGCAUGCACCAGAGCUAUGAGAAGAGUAUUUGUGUGUUUAUGGAGGCCGAUGGAGACCACAGAGAUCUAUGAGUAUGUCUCAGCUAAAGACGAGUGGCGGCUAGUCACCACGCUGAUCAGGCACCAGAGCUAUGGCCACUGCAUCGUCGGCCACAGGGACAACUUAUACGUCAUGAGAAACGGGCCAUCCGACGACUUCCUGAGAUGUCUGAUGGACUGUUACAAUCUAACCUCGGGCCAGUGGUCGUCUCUGCCGGGACACUUCGCCAACAGCAAGGGUUCACUGUUCACCGCUGUGGUGAGAGGCGACUCUGUGUUCACUCUCAACAGGAGCGCGACUCUGGAGUACGCCGUCGACGGUAAAACCUGGAGGCCCCGACGGCAGAUGAAGGGUUUUCCCAGAAGUGGAUCUGUGUGGACGUUUCUGCUCCGGCUGCCAGACGCUCUUGCGCUGCAGCAGUGACUUCACUGGCUCUGGGGUUCAUUGGAUUAUCGACACCUUUUUAAUCUCAGACAUGUAUUUUACAAAGACCUGUGCUACAAUAAAUGUAAAAGAUCGUUACCGUUUAUAACAGCUACGGGUUUUCAUAGUUUUGUUCAGCGUUUCCGUCAGUAAUGAUAAUAAUGUUCUUACCAAGGUGUUUGCUGAGAUCUGGGGACGGGGUGACAGCCCUAAAAAGUGGUCCAACGGGGUCUGCGAAUAGGGUUUCCUGUAGUGCUGCCCCUUGUGGUUGGGGUUAGGGUAAGGGGAAACACAAACUAAUUGGAGAAACAGACUUGGACACGACGGAGGUUCCAUCUACUCAAGUGUCAAGUGUCAACUGUCUCGUACCUCGAAAAAAUCCAGAUGUGAUCUGAUGCAUCAUUGACACAUCCUUUGAUAGUCUUACCCUUCAGUAUGACAGUUACUCUAUAUAUUUUUCUGUGUGGCGUCAUACAGCUGCGCCGUCAUUAUCGUGAAAACCGAUUAAACAAUGCCGGUGGACCAGAUAUCCUCACAUACAAAUCUGGUUAUCGUUAUGGUUUUUGCCACAAUUUGUAAAAGCGAGCAGUCUGGUGAGGCUGAACAGUUGGUGCAGUUGCUCCACUCUCUUCCGGUGCCUCCUCUGCCUCGCUCGUGUUUCGGCACCUUGUUGUCAUUGUAGAGUAAGGCAGCGCUUUUUCACAGAGCUGGAAAAACAGACUCAUUUUUGUUGAUAAAUUUUCCGUCUACGGUGAAGAACCCGAAACACGUCGUCACACUGCUUCUCAGAUGCUUCGGUGUCGUAAUUGUUGUCCCGUAACAUUGUCUUGUUCUUGCUGAGGGACUUUGGGGGCAUUUUUUUGAUAUUAACGUUUUUUGAUGUUGUUGGUUUACAUCAGAAAUGUGUGGAAACAAAGCAGAAAACAAUUUUUCAUCUCAAACUGAAAACCUGUUGCGAUAAAGCUGGGAUUAUUAUAGAAAUCAGUCACUGAAGGGAAGUUGUAAGAGAAAAAUAAGUAAAAUUUAAGUUUGUAUGACUCAGUGCCCUCCACCAUCAUCCGGAUGUGUUUAAUCAAUGAAACUGUAAUUGUGUUACAUCAGUGUGUCACUCAGUGCCAUGUGAACCCCAGUGUUCGUCCUCACACAGGGCCUCU